UCUCUUCCAUUCCCCAAUCUCGACUGUCCCUGUUUCGAUCCGGAGAUGACGAUCAGGGGACGCCGGCGACCUGGCCGUGCUCCAGGCCCAAGGCCGCGCCUCCCAAACAGCACCACGACGCGCUCACGCGAUACCAAGUGGGUCGCCCACGGACCGCCAGGAAAUUCGGCUUCUCAACGUCGACGUCGACCCCAAGGCGCACCGCAGAUCGACGUUUAGAAGCCGAAUUCCUCAACGCCGCCGCCGUCACUCCACCACCAUAGCUGGUGAUCCACCGUCAAACCUCUUUCCAAUCACUAGCUCUUGUCUGUGCACAGGAUCCUCUCCUCCCCUCUACGUUUCCCCUCAACCAAUUUGAUUGAUGAUGCCGCAGACGCCGCCGCUCGAUCUACACCGCCGACCCCGCCUGCCUUGUGCCCUUCCCCUUACGAGCGGGCAAACUCGUCUAUGCUCUAUAACCACUCAACUGAGCAGCAGCAGCAGCAGCAGAGCAUCUGCAGGUUGAUACACACACACUCCUGACACGGACGCGCCGAGAGAAUGCAGUUCUGGAGCCGUGUUGCGGCCAUGCUGCCCAUUGAGCUCAACAAUCAAGGCAUAGUCGACAACCUCACCGAAAAUAAUAAGACCAGGGUGUGGGUUAGCAGACGGAUAGGGGAGGACCAACUCUACUUGGUGCAUGUUCAGCGCACUCCAGGCAUUGGUCUCCCGACCUCACUGGUCGUCAAGUAUUUCCAGAACAUGAACCCAACACCGCUACUGGAUGACAGUGUUAAGAAUCGAUGCAAGUCAGAGAUGAUCCUGUUAGCUAGCAUCUCACACAACAACAUCAUCAACGUCCUAGAUGUCAUCGAGAGGGAUGAGGCCGUCAUGCUAGCCUACAAGUAUGAGGUGAAUGGCAACCUUGGCUACUGGCUGCACCAGCCCAAGGAUGCCGGUCGUCCAUUGUCCUGGCCGGAGAGGAGGACCAUCGCCAUCGGCGUCGCCAAAGGGCUCUGCCACUUGCACCAUGGAUGCAACAAGCCGAUUGUCCACCACAACAUCAGCUCCCACAACAUCUUGCUUGAUCAGAAUUUCAAGGCCGUGAUAGCCAGUUUUGGCGCUGCACAGAUGAACAUGGUCGGCCUCAACCAACCGUUGCCGAUCGCGGAGAUUCCGGUUGGUAACUUUGGGUAUGCAGCUCCAGAAUAUGGUACAGCGCCAGGCCAGCUGACGGAGAAAGUAGACAUUUACAGUUUUGGUGUGGUGCUGCUAGAGCUCGUCACAGGGCGGGUGGCGAACGGAGCUGGAGCGGAUGGUCAUUUGGCGAUUUGGGCACAGGAUAAUUGCAAUGAGCUGAUGGCAAAUCAUCGGGAAAUGUUCAUGAUGGUCGUCGACAGAGAGAUCCCAGAUCGUGCACGAUACAUGGAGGAGAUGGUGAUGGUGUUCAGGCUGGGUGUGGAUUGCACCGCCAGGGGUCCGCAUCUAAGGCCGUCCAUGCAGAUGGUUCUCAAACGUCUCCGCCGGGGCCGAUUCCGUGCCCCCCUCAGCUGCUACCUACUGUGAAGCCACCGGCCAAACAAACAAUUUUGCUAUUCCACAAUCACCUGAAAUCUUGCAAUGUUUCAGUUGAUCUUUUUCCCUUGGAUUGUGGUUGUGAUCAUCUGUUGUGUUUUGUGUGGACUCCUGGUUGGGGAAAACACUACCAGAGAGAGAGAGAGAGAGAAGCGAAGUCCUAAUUGACCACAGCUUCUGCAGCCCUGUUUGUUUUGUUUCAGCAGCUGCUAGCCGGAGCCUAGUAAGCUUAAGCAGAUGAUAGCUGGAGUACGUAGUAUGUCGGUUUGGUAUUGAGUCUAGUGAAUUCAGUGAAUUCAGUACUUAUGUCGGUUCCAGCAUGUAGCCUAUAUAAAGGCAGGUCUUUAUAAUACUUCAGCAAGCAAUGAAUUUUCUACUUCCUA
This is a messenger RNA of Triticum dicoccoides, 1937 nucleotides long. RefSeq names its product receptor-like protein kinase 7. Gene Ontology annotation, biological process: protein phosphorylation. Gene Ontology annotation, molecular function: protein kinase activity; ATP binding. Gene Ontology annotation, cellular component: plasma membrane. The record is from RefSeq and is a predicted model, not a curated record. The transcript has 3 exons. The coding region runs from base 541 to 1545 and encodes 334 amino acids. NCBI's taxonomy places the organism in Eukaryota, Viridiplantae, Streptophyta, Magnoliopsida, Poales, Poaceae.